Balaenoptera musculus (blue whale) is the source of this 5729-nucleotide messenger RNA. RefSeq names its product ring finger protein 144A (gene RNF144A). Gene Ontology annotation, cellular component: cytoplasm; ubiquitin ligase complex; Golgi apparatus. Gene Ontology annotation, biological process: positive regulation of proteasomal ubiquitin-dependent protein catabolic process; protein polyubiquitination; ubiquitin-dependent protein catabolic process. The coding region runs from base 869 to 1750 and encodes 293 amino acids. The record is from RefSeq and is a predicted model, not a curated record. NCBI's taxonomy places the organism in Eukaryota, Metazoa, Chordata, Mammalia, Artiodactyla, Balaenopteridae. Gene Ontology annotation, molecular function: ubiquitin conjugating enzyme binding; zinc ion binding; ubiquitin protein ligase activity. The transcript is spliced from 9 exons.
UAUAUAUAUGAAGUUUACACAACAUUCAGUAUGCAAUAUACACGUUCUACACUUUGCCUUUUAAAUUUACUACACUGUGCAAAUCUUCCCAUUUUAAUGCGUGGAAUGUUUCUCCUCUUUCUACAGUAGCCUAGUAAUCCAUUCCAGGGUUGAUUUCCUCAGUUUAUUUAACCUGUCACCUACUUGGAUUGUUUUUAAUCUUUUGAUAUUUCAGACAAGACCACAAUGACAAACUUGGUCACAUGACCACAAUGACAAACUUGCUCACAUAUACACUGGUCACAUGCCCGAGAAGUGGGAUUUCUGGAUCAAAGGAUAAAUGUAGGUGAAGUGUCAGUAGAUUCUGACAACAAAACCCUUUUGAUGUGUUGUAUCAUCUCGGACUCCAGCCAGUCGGGCAGGAGGGCAAUUAUUGACCGACAGCCUCGUGGACGAGUGUUUUGUCAAACGUUUGAAUGUUUGCCGGUUGGAGAGUUGAGAAGUGACAUCUUGUGCAGUGAAUUUGCAUCUCUCUUCUUAGGAAUGUGUCCAUCUGGGGACACUUGUCUUUCUUUCCCUGUGAACCAUUUCUUGUUCUUUGAUCAUUUUCUAUUACUGUUGCCCUUUUAUCUCUCAGUUUCUAAAACUCUGUACAAAGGAGGUUAACUGGGAAAAGCUUCUAGUAGAGCAGAGAUCCCUCUCACCCAGCCACCCUGGCUUUCUCCCAGGCAUGAGUUUGGAGCAUCUGGUAGAUGGUGCUGACCUAUUUUUAUGGGACGCGUCCUCUGUGCCGGGGCCUUUGGAUGCAAGUGUGAGCAAAGCCAAUGAAAAUCAGCCUCCUCGAGGAAAGGGCGGCAGAGGAUAAACAGAUAAGUAAGACUGCUCUGCCAUGACCACAGCGCGGUGCCGGCCCACCUGGGACCUGGCCCUGGACCCGCUGGUGUCCUGCAAGCUGUGUCUCGGGGAGUACCCAGUGGAGCAGAUGACGACCAUCGCCCAGUGCCAAUGCAUCUUCUGUACCCUGUGCCUGAAACAGUAUGUGGAACUCUUGAUCAAAGAAGGAUUAGAAACUGCAAUUAGCUGCCCUGAUGCUACCUGCCCCAAACAGGGCCACCUGCAGGAGAACGAGAUUGAGUGUAUGGUUGCAGCUGAAAUCAUGCAAAGAUACAAAAAGCUACAGUUUGAAAGAGAGGUGCUCCUGGACCCCUGUCGGACUUGGUGCCCGGCGUCCACCUGCCAGGCUGUGUGCCAGCUGCAGGAGAUGGGGCUGCAGACCCCGCAGCUGGUGCAGUGCAAAGCCUGCGACACGGAAUUCUGCUCCGCCUGCAAAGCCAGCUGGCACCCUGGCCAGGGCUGCCCGGAGACCAUGCCCAUCACCUUCCUUCCCGGGGAGACCAGCAGCUCCGCUUUCCCGCUGGAGGAGGACGACGUGCCCAUCAAACGCUGCCCCAAGUGCAAGGUCUACAUCGAGCGGGACGAAGGGUGUGCACAGAUGAUGUGUAAGAACUGCAAGCACGCCUUCUGCUGGUACUGCCUCGAGUCCCUGGACGAUGACUUCCUCCUGAUCCAUUACGAUAAAGGGCCCUGCAGGAACAAGCUGGGCCAUUCCAGGGCAUCUGUCAUCUGGCAUCGGACACAGGUUGUGGGCAUUUUUGCUGGAUUUGGGCUCCUGCUCUUGGUGGCCUCGCCUUUCCUGCUCCUGGCCACUCCGUUUGUACUUUGCUGCAAGUGCAAGUGCAGUAAAGGCGACGACGACCCCCUGCCCACCUAGAGGAAGGCGUGCUGCUGGAACAAGACCCCACCUCCGGGAAGCGUGGUUCUCUCCCAUCCCCACCCGCCGUCCCCCUCUCACUAAACAUCUUUCUUGCCUUAUGUGCCCCAUUGAGCUUCACAGUGUCACGCCGGAUGCCGUGAUUUCAGGGACUGAUAUCAGAUCGUUGGCGGAGGCCCCAGGUGCAGUCACCCCGGCAUGGGGGAGGCAAGGCUGGCAUGGGUGGGGCACGUCCCACAGCAUCGGUCGGUCUCUGCAGACUUGACAAGGGAGCUGCUGUAUGGAGCACCAGGUAGUGGUAGACUAGGAACGUCUGGUGUUGCUUAGGAGACCUUCUCUCGCAGAAUGUUGUCCGUCUCCUCCUUGGCUUCAAGCUGGCGCCACGUUGCUGAGAGAAGAAGUCUUUUAAGGAUCGCCUCUCACUUCAGACAGAAUCCAAGUGUUCUGACUUGAGAAAAGCCCUCUGUUUAUGACAACUCUUUUUAUUACUAAUGGCAUUUAGUAAAAUCCUUUUUAGAAGGUGUUUGGUUUUUUUUUUUUCCAACUGAGUAGUGAAAAAUCAACAAGGUGCAUUGAAACCAUCCUAUGCCUUUUCUUGAAAUGUGCAUUUUAAGAAGUUAUGGUUAAAUGACCUUUCUGGCUCGGCCACUUUUCAGGAGAUUGAGAAAGCCUUAUGCGCUCUUUGUGUUUUUCUUGAAACUUGUGGAGACUUUUUGGAUGCUGUAAGCUGUGUACUGUUACCAACAUGUUUCCUGUAUUGUUGCAUUUCUUUGAAAAUACUGAUGCAUUUGAAGGAACAUGUCCAUCCUUAGGUUUGCCUUUUGUUUUUCUCUCUCUGGUGAUUCAGCUCAGCUCACAGGGCUCCUCUCUUUUCACCCAAGUGUCAGUAAAUAUUUUUUCAUGUCUUCGGAAACCAAAUGUUUUACUUGGAAAUAGUUCUGCUGAGAAUCCCUGUGGUUUGGCGGUAGCCUCAGUCUCCUCAAGCAGACAAAAACCAAGCAAAUAGUGACAUUGAUGCCCAGAAGGGGGGCCUCCUAUCAGGGCUGGGGGGCUCCCAGGGCCUGGGGGAGAAGCUUCCGGAGGUUCACAGUUUUUGUAAUGACUAAGUUAAUUUGGAGACAUCAUCGUAGUUCCAAAUCCUGUUGCUUACCAUUUUGCUUACCCUGCUGAAAAAAAUAUUCCAUUUCACUUAGUUAUUUUGAUUGGUCUUUUACAGGCUGUGUGUGUCUAUUACCAUGGCAGCAGGAUGCCCGGAUCAGUAAGACACACGGAACUCCAUCAAUUGCCUUUGGACAGUGUGUUCUUUACAGAAAGUUGACUUUAAUAAUGGCUUUUAAAGGGCAAACUGAUUGCAUCCAACUUGGGACUUCUAAACAUAGUAGAAAGGCAAAUGUUGUAGAUUUAUCAUGGUGGAACUUUUUUUAAAGCUUACUAAGCAUUCCACAAAGGAGUAAAAUGAAAACAAACCCUGACUUUUAUCUCAGUUGUUUGCUUGUGGCAAGCACAUCUGUAAAGUGUGGUGGUGUUUUACAUCCUUGACUUCUGCGUUUGUGUACCUGUCUCAGGUCCUGGUUCCCGUAGAGAGAUGUCUUUAUUUCCUAACAUUUCAUCAGUUAGGAGACACAGGCUCACCUCACUCUUCCCCUCUAGUAUUGAUUUUCUUUUUGAAACUGAAGCCAUUUAGGAACCCAGUCUGUGUCAAAAUUACAUGCAAAAUAUCCUCCUUAUAAUUGCAGUUUGAAAACUCAGUAACAAUAAGAACAUGCCUGGGACCGUCUUUCCGGAUGAAGCCUGAGCACCAGGUCUCUGUAGCUUGAGAUGUUUUGAUCGGGCCCGGAGGUAGAAUGGCUUUUCUGGAGAAAGUGACAACUCCGUGAGGCCUGAAGAUGAGGUUGGUGGCCCAGGCGUGAGACCACAUCGUGAUCUGUGAGUGCGCUUUAAAAUUCGUAUGGAAUACAGCAGGCUCGUGGCCCGUGUCCAGUGGUCCACGGAGCAGGUCUUCAUCAUCCCAGGUCAUCCUGCCUGCGCUCGCUACUGCCCGUUGCAUACAGACGUCCAUACGGUAGUACCCCCCUCCUUUGGGGUGGGAACCAGAGCCUUUGGAGAGGUUGCAUUCCCUGGGUCAGCGCUCAGGUCCCUUUAUUCCUAGCGAGUCGGGCUGUCUUGUCUCUCCUAGAAGAGUCCAUGGGCAAAUCAUGCACAUCCAGAGCACCAAACAUCCCUGUGCCUUUAUCUCUGACAGGCUUAUAGCACGUGGUUUAACCCAGGUAGGGAACACCGGAGAUUCUGGGGCCGGCCGGGGCCAAAGCAGCACCUACUUGCUCUGAGGUUUUGCAUCAAGCAUGCCUCAGAGUGCUCAGUCUGAUUCAGUAAAAACAAAACUAAAACUGUCUACUCCCUAGAAAGAUACCAGCGGGAUCGCAUUGAGAUCCUUACGUAGACUUGCAUUGCCCCCAUCUGACUCCUUUUCGUUCAGGGAGGAAUGCCAUCCCAUUGUUUGUGGGGACGCAGUAUGAACCAGGCUUGAUGUCAGAUGUAAACAGGAUGUGGGAAGGUGGCCCGCGGUUUGGGUUUUGACCUUUCUGUCCCUCCCAGUAAAACCUGGGGAUUCGAUGCUUAGGAGGUGGUCUUGAUUAAAAAUGACACUUUUACAGGUGGUUUUCCUGCUGACUCUGGAAAGUCAGCAGGAAAAGUCUCUGGAAGCACACGUCUGUUUAUUCAUUUAGAGGCCUUUAAAUCUGGGGACGAGGGGAGGAAGAGGACGGAGACAGACCACGGCUGACCCUGCCACUGUCCGGGUGGGGUUCUCUGAGUCCCUUUGGUAACUGACAAGGCCGUGAGGUCUCCCCGGCCGUGCCCGGUCUCCGAGCUUGGUCCUGCCCUGCAUCCUUCAGCCUGGCGAGCCGAGCUCGCCAUCGUCACGGGGGACCAGCGCCAUCACAGGCGUCUCUGUAGAUGUUCACGGGGCAGAGACCGACCUGGGACCUGAGCAUGCGCAGAGCCUUUGACUGUCCAGACCAGUGUCGGCUCCACCUCCAGGGGGAGCUGCCGACUGAGGGACCAAUAUCCGCCACCCCUGGCAUCUUUUUAAAGGGGAACAAAUUCUCUUUACAGCAUAUUAUUGCACAAAACCGGUUUAGCAACCAGGCCAGUUCCCGGGGGAAGGGGAGUACCAGAUAUGCAAAAAUUACUCCAAGAUGAUUUUAUCUUCCUCUCCUAUGUUACAAAUGUUAAAGGUUAUUUCGCACAUUAGAGGAGAGCAUUUUUCCCUUGGUCGUCUUUAAAAAUGAGAGGAUUGGAAAGAACCAGGGUGGGUUUUUUGUAUAUUUCUCAGAUUCUCGUUGAUUAAUAAAUACCCCAGUAUGUGUAUAUAAAUCACAGUAAAAUCAUCAAGGGAAAACAUUUUGCAUGUAUAAAGCUUCCUGAAGGUCUCUUUAAAAAAUACCAAAGCUUGUUUAUUCCUUAUCAUUAACGCAAGCCCUUAUGAAAGUAAACAAAAUAAAGCGUUAUGACUGGUAUUGUCAAAAAUGCCUGCUGGAAAGAAGGGGCUGCAUUAAAGCAGAAUGACGGGUGCAUCCUAACCAGGAGAGCCUGCUGUUUGGGUGUGUAAAGCCCGUGGUCUCCCCGUCCUUGGUUUGCACAAUCCUGUCUUCCGAGAUUCCAGCAGCCUUCAGGGAGGGGUAGGUACCCGACCUUUCCUUCAUUCCAUGCUCAUUUUACCAUGGGUGUAUUUUAAUCUUGUAUAAAAAUAUGCAUGAAUGAGUCAUGCACAUGUAUACAUUAUGUAUUUGACAAGUGGUGGUAAAAACAAAAAAACAAAAACAAGUUUGGUUUGUGUUUUUGAAAUGUCAGUACGUUUUGUGCCACUAACACUGUGAUGUAUAAAAGAGCUGUUUGAAUGCCUUUUAAUGUUGUGUUUUGUACUUUGGAAUCAUAUGGAAAAGUUUGAUUUGUAAUUUCAAUACAUAUUUUAAGUGUA